This is a messenger RNA of Macrobrachium nipponense, 1975 nucleotides long. RefSeq lists its product as uncharacterized. The record is from RefSeq and is a predicted model, not a curated record. Lineage: Eukaryota; Metazoa; Arthropoda; Malacostraca; Decapoda; Palaemonidae. The transcript has 5 exons. Bases 636 to 1526 code for a protein of 296 amino acids.
AGUUAGAGGCGGCAGACCUGCCAGCCAGCCAGAGCCAGCUGCCAGUUGCCGACUAGGCAGCCACCAGAACAGGUCGAUCCCACGGUCGUCCUCCGCGAUUGCUGGUGAAUUGUGGCGAGAAGCGCAACAAGUGCUUAUCUCGGAAUCAUUCCUCCAAGACGAGGCGAUUGUUAGUCCUCCGGUUUACCUACGUUGACCCUUUUUGUUAAACCGAAAAUGCUUUUUCUUUAUUUUGAAACACUUACGUAUUUAGUGUUGCGAGUCACGCUGAGUGGUUAUUUUUCAUCAUAGGAGACUGACUCUCAUCUCAUCGGCAAGGAUAUACUACUACUACUACUACUACCAUUCACAGACGUUGCUCGUGUCUCAGAGAUAACCUGUUUUUUUUUUUUUAUCUCACAAUCUGGAGUCGCAACUGCUACGGUCACUGACGCCACUUUCAAUGACCAUUCAUAAUAAAUGUACGACCGGUGAAAUGAAGGAAUCAUCAUCGACGUAAAAAGCUUCAAGUUGUCACGAAGAAUUACAACGAUGACGCGAAUACCGAAGAAAUUGUUUUGACGGACUCUUUUAAAGUCGCUAUUAUUUCUAUGAUUAUCUACGACAAUAGCUAAAGGCAAAAGCCCUCACGAGCGAUGGCGCGAGUGGACGGAAAAGGCGACCCUUCGACCUCGCGCCCUCCAGUGUUCGCUACAUCGCCGUUACCUGCGCAGGAGGGGGAGGAGGGAGGUGAAGUCAGCCCCACCGGCGUCGACGCCACCGUUGCCCUAGUGGUGCCCACGACGGAAGAGGGACUGGUCGCCCAGGCGCCGCCAACGAGAUAUCUCAAGUUCACGCCCAUGGAUGAGUUGAACUACCCUGACGAUGACAGAUCCCAAGAAUACCCACAACAGAUCCCGAAGCAUCAGUUCCCAGAGGUGGUCGUGUCCCCUGGAGUAGCCCGAGUCAGCUCCAACAUCUACCCUGGCAAGGUCCCAAGCGACGGUCCCGGAGGGGGGGGACGAAGCAGCGUCAGUCACACAGGGGGGCGGGAGGGCAACUUCCACAAGGUGCCCUCCCCGCCGGUCGUGUCCGUGGGAACCGUCACCGUCAGAGCCGAGGAAAUCGCCCUGGUGCUGGUGGUCCUCAUGCUGUGGGCGGGAGCCAUAACUCUCUUCAUAAACAGAUGGGGCAAACUACGAAUGCUGGAACCUUACCAGCCGGCAUACACGGCCCCAUCCCCCCCUCCCCCUAGACCCACCCCGGCCCAAUUGGGCCCUUGCAUCAACAUCAACAUUCAGAGUACGUCUGACCUCACACUGUGCGAGGGAGGCGCCGUCGGGGGGAGAUACGACUGGGGCGCCCCGGAGAUCUACGGGCGGGGAUCCUUGGCCGGGGGGUACCUCGGACUGUCGAGGUCGCCCUCGGCUCUGAGCGUGAAGAACCUCGACCCGCAGAGGAAGGUGAAGAGCGCCGUGGAUCUCGUGUCCCUGGUGAUGCAGGAGAAGAUGUCCUCGGGGCUUCACCUGGCCGCCACCAACGUUUGAAAAUAAUCUGAGGGAGCCGAAUCCACGAGGAAACCAACGACACAGAGGUUUAAGUUAGACCUCAUGUGUGGUUGGUGAUGUACGGAUGAUGCUUUUGUUUUUUUUUUAUUAGUGUAUCAAAAGUGUAUAAAGUUGAAAGAACAAGAGACGAGAUAUAAACGCAGAAAACAAACUAUACUAACGAGGAAGAAUGUGAAGAAAAGCAAAGAAUCUAAGUUUACGUUAACUUUCUGGCUUCAUAAAAUGGAAACGAAUAAACCAAAAUAAAGUAUAAAUUACGUCAAAGAAAAUGAAACGCAAAGGCUACCGGGUACAUGAUUUCGAAUUUAAUUAUGAUAUUUACAUGACAGAUUAAACAAUUCAUGCAGAAAAACAGAUGUAACUUUUCAAGUGAUAUGAUACCGACAGUAUAUUUACAAAAACCAAUGACGUGGUUAAAAAUAUUCAAA